Messenger RNA from Zygosaccharomyces rouxii, 4317 nucleotides. It is a transcript of the gene INO80, whose product is annotated as chromatin-remodeling ATPase INO80. The record is from RefSeq and is a predicted model, not a curated record. Gene Ontology annotation, cellular component: nucleus; Ino80 complex. The coding region runs from base 1 to 4317 and encodes 1438 amino acids. Gene Ontology annotation, molecular function: ATP binding; DNA binding; ATP-dependent chromatin remodeler activity. Gene Ontology annotation, biological process: DNA repair; chromatin remodeling; DNA-templated transcription. The transcript has a single exon. Lineage: Eukaryota; Fungi; Ascomycota; Saccharomycetes; Saccharomycetales; Saccharomycetaceae.
AUGUCGUUGGCAGCGCUGCUUAACAAAGAAGAAGGUGAACAGAUACCAACACCUACGUCAACACCACCAGCACCCGUAGUAUCACCGGUGACAGGUGAUGAAAGUAGUAGAAAUACUGCAAUUGUAAAUGGUAACGGAAUUAUGGAUCCAGUACAAAAAUACUUACAGGGAUUGAAUCGAGAUUUUUCAGUCGUUAGCCAAAGAGAUGCCCUUGAGCAUGAGUAUCAAGACUGGAAAUUUAUCAAUUACCAGGAAUUUGAGCUUGUGUCAGAGUGGAAUAACCAAUCCAAAGAUUGGAAAGGGGCUGCUUUGGAUUCCUUGUACAAAGAUAUGGCAACUACGAAAGCUGAAUGGGAUACAUAUGCCAAGUACAAGGAAAACAAGUUGAAACUACUUGGUGAAAUGGACGAUGUUGUAGAGGAUGAGAAGCCAAAAAAGCCAAAAAGAGCUCCAAGGAAGAGAAAGAUCCAGGAGGUGGAUGAGGAUGAUCAAGUGGUAGAGAAUGGCGGUGAUACGGUUGAGCAUUUGCAACAGCCGGUUGAAGAGAAAUAUGAAGUUAAACAAGAGGAGCCGGAUGGAUCGCAACAACCAUCGCCGCUUGUCAAUGGCAAAACACAUGAGGAAGUGGAAGAAGAUGGCGGUAAUGAAGAAGAUGGCGAUCAAGAUCAAGAGCAGGAUCAAGAUCAAGAGCCAGACUCGGUUGGUGACGAUGUGGGCACAGAUAUGCCGGCGGCUGGAGGUGCAGAAGCAGAUGAAGCAGAGGAAGAAACGCAAGAACCAGAGCAAGAGGAGGAUUCUCAUGAUGUUCAAUUUUCAUUGGAGGACGAUGAAAACGAUAAAGAUUUCUUGUUAGACGACGACAGACCAAGGCCGUCGUCGAGAAAGGAUAAAACUGUUACGUUGGAUAGCGAUAGAUCAAAAAUCGUUAAAGAACUGGUUAAAAUGUGCAACAAGAACAAGGUUGUCAAAGUCAAGAAGAGAAGAUUUACCAAUGCAAUUGUUACCGAUUACAAUCCAUUGGAUUCGAAACUAUCAGUCAAAGUUACAUUAAAACAGUAUCACGUGAGAAGGCUAAAAAGGCAUAUAAAUGAAGCUAAAAGAGCUGCAGCAGUUGCAGAAGCCGCCAAGGCCAAAGAGGAAGCAGCUAAGAAUAAGGCAAAGGAGCCAACUGGAUCACCUAGUAGCAAAAAGAGAAAAAUUACAGCUAAGGAUGGAUCACAAGACGUUACACCUGCCAAUGAAAUUGAUUCUGCGACUGCAUCACCAACAAAGAAUGGAUUACCAACUUAUGGAUUAAAGAUGACUGUAAAGGAGGCAAGAGCAAUUCAACGUCACUACGACAAUACUUUCUUCACCAUUUGGAAAGAUAUGGCUCGUAAGGAUUGUGCAAAGAUGGCAAGAUUAGUUCAACAAAUUCAAUCGAUUAGAACUGCUAAUUUUAAAAAGACUUCCUCAUUAUGUGCCAGAGAAGCAAGAAAAUGGCAAUUUAGAAAUUUCAAACAAGUCAAAGAUUUCCAAACAAGAGCUAGAAGAGGUAUCAGAGAAAUGUCAUCAUUUUGGAAGAAGAACGAACGUGAAGAACGUGAUUUGAAGAAGAAAGCUGAAAAGGAAGCAUUAGAAUCGGCCAGAAAGGAGGAUGAAGCUAGGGAAAAUAAGAGACAAGCAAAGAAAUUAAAUUUCCUUUUAACCCAAACAGAAUUGUACUCACAUUUCAUCGGUCGUAAAAUUAAAACCAAUGAAUUGGAAGGUGCAAUGGCUGACCAGCAGCUACAACAGCAGCAACAGCAGCAACAGCAACAACAACUGCAUCAACAUUUCCAACAUGGUCAUGUUGACUUAGACGCUACUGAAGCCAAUAAGACUGAGUUCCAUAAUAUCGAUUUCGAUAAUGAAGAUGAUGAACAACUAAGAAUCAAAGCCGCUCAAAAUGCAUCCAACGCUUUAGCAGAAACUAGAGCAAAGACAAAGGAAUUCGAUGAUUCUUCAUCUAAUGGUGAAGAAUUAAAUUUCCAAAACCCUACUUCAUUGGGUGAAAUUACCAUCGAACAACCACAAAUGUUAGCAUGUACUUUAAAGGAAUACCAGUUAAAGGGUUUAAACUGGCUGGCUAACUUGUAUGAUCAAGGUAUCAAUGGUAUAUUAGCAGACGAAAUGGGGUUGGGUAAAACCGUUCAAUCCAUUUCUGUAUUAGCACAUUUGGCAGAAAAAUAUAAUAUUUGGGGGCCAUUCUUAGUCGUCACACCUGCUUCCACUUUACACAAUUGGGUUAAUGAAAUUUCCAAGUUUGUUCCUGAAUUUAACAUCCUACCUUAUUGGGGGAAUGGUAAUGAUCGUAAAGUUUUAAGAAGAUUUUGGGAUAGGAAAAAUUUCAGAUAUACAAGAGAUUCUCCCUUCCACGUUAUGGUUACUUCUUAUCAAAUGGUCGUUUCAGAUGUUACUUAUUUACAGAAAAUGAAAUGGCAAUACAUGAUCUUAGAUGAGGCUCAAGCUAUUAAGUCUUCACAAUCUUCACGUUGGAGAAAUCUUUUGAGUUUCCACUGUCGUAACAGAUUGCUUUUGACAGGUACUCCAAUUCAAAAUAGCAUGCAGGAAUUGUGGGCAUUGUUACAUUUCAUCAUGCCUUCGUUGUUCGAUUCUCACGAUGAGUUUAAUGAAUGGUUUUCUAGAGAUAUUGAAUCUCAUGCCGAGGCCAAUACAACCUUAAACCAACAACAGUUAAGACGUUUACACAUGAUCUUGAAACCUUUCAUGUUAAGGCGUGUGAAGAAGAACGUUCAAUCAGAAUUGGGUGAUAAGAUCGAAGUGGAUGUCAUGUGUGAUUUAACCCAUAGACAAGCUAAACUUUACCAAAUUCUAAAAUCCCAAAUAUCAACUAAUUACGAUGCUAUUGAAAAUGCCGCUGGUUCGGAUGAUGCUUCAUCGGAUCAGAAUUUAAUCAACACCGUCAUGCAAUUCCGGAAAGUUUGUAAUCAUCCAGAUCUUUUCGAAAGAGCAGAUGUAUCAUCACCAUUUGGAUUUGUGGAUUUCGGUAAAAUAGCUUCAAUGGCAAGAGAAGGCGGUAUUAGUGAAGUCAUGUAUUCAACAAAGAAUCCAAUUACUUAUCAAAUGCCCCGCUUAAUUUACGAAGAUGUGGUUCUACCAAGUUUCCAAAACGAUAUUGCAGCACGUAAAAAGCUUUUGAACGUUACCAUGAACGUCCUUGAUCCAGUUAAAAACAGAGAUCUUAUCGAACAUUUGAGAUUACUCACGGGUUUAAAACCCAAUGAAUUCUCAGAAAUUGCAAGUAAAGAUAUUGUUCAGAGGGCACUCGAAUUUAAUAAGGAAGAUUCGAACAAACCUUUGAUCCAAGAAAUCUACGAUGAUGGUAACUGUGCUCCAAAGAACUUUAAGAGCGGUCUACAUGUAUAUGAUAAGCCUGAAAGGUUGCUUGCUCUAUCAAGAACUACCACAGAUGGUGUGUUGAGUUCAUUAGUGGACAUUCAAAAUAAAAUCUACGAUGACCAAUAUUUCAAUUGUAUGCACCCUGGCUACCGCCCCGGAGCUGCUUCUACGCCAAUAUCUAUUGACGUUCUUGGUUGCCGUCAUCUCUAUGAGAGAAGAGGACAGGAAUUAUUUAACCCUACCAUUUCACAAGCACUGUCAGAAAUUCCACCGGAGACUCAAUAUAACUUGAAGGUGGAAAAGAAGAUUCCUGUAGACCACUUCCCGAUUACCGGUAAAUUUCCAGCCGCUUUCAACAAAUACUUUUCAUCUCCAAUUUCUAUGCCCUCUAUGGAUAGAUUUAUCACUGAAUCUGCUAAAUUGAGAAAAUUAGAUGAGUUACUUGUUGAUUUGAAACGCAACGGCCAUAGAGUAUUGAUUUAUUUCCAAAUGACGAAGAUGAUGGAUUUAAUGGAAGAAUAUCUGACUUACAGACAAUACAAACACAUUCGUCUCGAUGGUUCUUCUAAAUUAGAAGAUCGUCGUGAUUUGGUUCAUGACUGGCAAACUGUUCCAGAUCUAUUCGUCUUCCUUUUGAGUACCAGAGCUGGUGGUCUUGGUAUUAAUCUAACGGCCGCGGACACUGUGAUCUUUUACGAUUCUGACUGGAAUCCAACCAUUGAUUCUCAAGCAAUGGAUAGAGCUCAUAGACUGGGUCAAACGAGACAAGUCACUGUCUACAGAUUACUUGUUCGUGAUACUAUCGAGGAAAGAAUGAGAGAUAGAGCCAAACAGAAGGAACACGUUCAACAAGUUGUCAUGGAAGGUAAGACUCAAGCUAAAAAGGUGAAGAGAAUAGAGGGCGAAGAUAAUAAGGAAACAGUUACAUUCAAAUAG